CUGCUGUCGCGCCGGACUGUUGAGAGCGACCGUUGGAACAUAUGAAGGAUAUCCUUGUGAUUUAUGAACAAGAAGCGGAAGAAUGGGCUCUGUAUUUAAAAACUCUCUUCAGGCACAUACUGAAUGAAGAAGGAAUCUUACUGUACAGUCUUGACACUUCAUCUAUCAAGCCCUUGGAGUUAUUUUCUUUAUCCUGUUAUAAAUGUAAACUGCUGAUACUAUCAGGUGGACUUGUUAAAAGUCUGAAUCAAAAGAGAAGUUAUUUUCUUGAGCAAGUUCUCAAACCUCCAGAUGAUGUGGUGAUUCUGCUUUGUGGAGUAGAGAAUUCAGACAUUCUUUAUAAUGUACUGACUCUAUCUAGAGGCAGCAGAGAGAUCUCCGCUGAUCAAGAACCUGAGGAAUAUCUCUCCAUUGUUACUAGAAUUAUUCAGUCAGGUAAACCACAGAACAAAAGCCUUGAAGACUCUCUGUCUUAUGUAUAUGAAGCAGUUCUUGCAGAUGAUUUCCAAAAUAACGCAGAUGUUAACUUGUCCAGUAUCAGAAGAGCAUCAGAAGAAACAGAUCUUUUUUUGGAAACCAACCAUGUUUCUGAAACAUUAGAAACUCRCCAGCAAUCAGCACUGGUGCUUCCGGCUAGGAUAUCAUGUGAAAACCCUGGUGAAAUAUUUAUUUUGUUGAAAGAUGAAGUUGAUGAUGAAACUUUAGAAAUCGAAUUCAUAGCGGACAAUCAACGAAUUAGGACACAUCCAGCCUCUUGGAAUCAGAAGGUCAAGUAUAUGAAAGCCGUGGAUUUUCCUGCUGGCCCUGUGUAUAUAAAUGUCUACUGUGGAGGAGUCAUUAAGGCCACGGCACAGAUUGAAUACUAUACUGAACUAGGGGAGAUUGAGAACAUUCUCAAAAAACUGGCUGAUCCAAUAGCUUUUGCUUGUCAGGCUUUUGAAUUCUCUUCCGUAGAAAAGCUGGACAAUAUUUUGACUUUGCUACUGAAAAUCAAGAUGUCUGCUUAUGAAUUCAGCACAUGCCAAAGUGAAGAGUGCCAUCAACUAGCCAAUUUGGAAGAACUUCCCACUCUCUUUCAUUGUGCAGCAAAACUUGGAUUAAAAAACCUUACUGCUCUUCUGCUCAAGUGUCCUCAGGCCACUCAGGCUUGCAGCAUAAUCAACAAAGAUGGAGACAGUCCAGCAGGCAUUGCUGAAAAGCAUGGUCACAAGGAACUACAGAAAUUAAUCAGAGAUUUUUUGACCAAUAGGGCAGAUAACUUCACCAGUUGCGAGGAGGAAGUGGAAGAGGAUGACACUUAUGUCCUUAUGUUAGGCUCUGAAACUCAACCAGCCAUUUCAUUAAAAGCCAAGCAGAGCCCAGGGGAUCAGCAUGGAGUUGGAUCAAGACGCCAAAGAAAAGCUCAGGUGGAUGAAGAAAAGGAGGAGGAUGUAGAAGAUAACGAGGAAGAAACCAAGACAGAACAUGAAGAUAAAGUAGGGGGAGGUUCAUACAGCUGCAACAAUUCUUACAGUUUGUAUGCCAACCUGUGUGAUGAGGAUCCUGGAGAGAACAUAAGACACACUUUUUUCUAUAAGAGGCCACCCCUUCCUCCCCCUCGAAAUCUGGCUGGCACCCUAAGACAGGAUGAUCUGCACCAUUUUGCACAAGAGAGGAAUUUGGUGGAAGACAGAAGUGAAAGAGAACACAAUGACAGAGACUUAGCAUGCUAUAGAGAAGACGACGAUACAUGUGAGGAAGAUGAGGAGGAAGACCCGUACAGUUGUGCGAGGCUGGACGAGUGCGUGUACGAUAUGAUCCUGGCUGAUGAGGAGGAGAGGAGGGCAGAGCACAGGUCUUUUAUUGUGAACAGGCCCCCAGCCCCUGCCCCUCGUCCUGUGCGCUUGCCGUGCAGAGAGGAGAACACUCCCUAUAUCGUACAAGUGUUUCAGCAAAAGGCUACUAGAUCACCCAGUGACCAAGAUAAGCUGUGCUGCAACGCCAGGAAGCAAGCAAUACCCAGAGGUCACAUGGAAAUGGUGACGUACAGCACUUUGCGACACACCAUCCCAGCUCAACAGGAAGAUCUGAUCCAUUUGCAGGAAAAGGUGAAAAAGGGCACAAUUUCUGUGGAUGAAGCACUAGAAAAAUUUAAACAAUGGCAAACCGAAAAAGGCCAACGCCCCUCCACUCAGCAGGAAAAGGUACUUUGUCUCAGAGAAAACCACAUUGGCAACAGAGCAGAAAAGGAAAACAUGAAUGUUCACAAGGGAAACAGACCAGACAGCAUUAAUUUCAGAGACCUGCUCUACUACAUGCCAUUUAAUAAAGCRGUAUGUAUGAUUGCUGACCGUUCUCAGAUUUGUUGACAAGGUCUGAGUUCUUUCCCAUCUGUAAACAGGCUCACCAGCUGUACCUUUUAACAAGACAGG
This is a messenger RNA of Nothoprocta perdicaria, 2411 nucleotides long. RefSeq names its product B cell scaffold protein with ankyrin repeats 1 (gene BANK1). Gene Ontology annotation, molecular function: signaling receptor binding; protein tyrosine kinase binding. NCBI's taxonomy places the organism in Eukaryota, Metazoa, Chordata, Aves, Tinamiformes, Tinamidae. Gene Ontology annotation, biological process: negative regulation of B cell activation; signal transduction; B cell activation. The record is from RefSeq and is a predicted model, not a curated record. The transcript has 15 exons. Bases 42 to 2348 code for a protein of 768 amino acids.